AUGAGUCUAAAGGAAGAGCCUACCACCAGCAGAGAACUUAGCACUACUGAGGACGAUUCUACACGAUGGAGCCGAUUCAAAGAUUCUUUUAGAAGAGCCGAUGAAAUAGAUGCAAAAUCAAAAAGCUCAAUCAGCGAUCUAGAAGCCAAUACUUCAACAGAAGGAGAUUUACAUCGUGACUUACAAAAUAGACAUAUUCAAAUGAUUGCCCUUGGUGGGUCGAUAGGUACCGGUUUGUUAAUUGGUUCGGGUGGUUCAUUGAGCCAGGGCGGACCUGCUAGUUUGAUAAUUGCCUGGGGACUUGUUGGGACAAUGGUGUUCUGUGUUAUACAUUCCUUAGGUGAAUUAUGUGUUGCUUUCCCUGUUAAUGGUGCAUUUUCCACCUACGCAACAAGAUUUAUAGACCCGUCAUGGGGGUUUGCUGUUGGCUGGAACUAUGCCAUCAUGUGGUUGUUUGUGUUGCCGCUAGAGUUGGUUGCGGCUGCAAUGUGCAUUACCUAUUGGAAUGAUGAUAUUAAUCCAGCUAGUUGGGUAGCCAUAUUCUAUGUUUUCAUCUAUGGUAUCAAUCUAUUUGGAGUCAAGGGUUAUGGAGAAGCUGAGUACUACUUGACCAUUCUUAAAAUAAUAGCAAUUGUGGGAUUCAUAAUAUUGGGUGUUGUACUAGUAUGCGGUGGUGGGCCAACGCAUGAAUUCAUUGGAGGAAAGAAUUGGCAUAUCGGUAAAGGUGCUUUUGCUAAUGGGUUUAAAGGAGUUGCAACUACGUUCGUCACCGCAUCUUACUCCAUGGCAGGUUCAGAAAUGGUCGGGUUAGCUAGUGCAGAAACAAAAAAUCCAAGGGAAACGCUCCCCAAAGCUAUUCGCCAAGUGUUCUGGAGACUCAUUUUGUUCUAUUUUCUUUCGUUGACAAUGAUUAGCUUACUUGUACCUUACAACUCGCCAGACCUACUUGGUUCAGGCACUUCAUCAACAUCACCAUUUGUCAUUGCCAUCAAAAACGGUGGAAUCAAUGCAUUGCCUUCAAUUUUCAAUGCCUGCAUCUUGAUUUCAAUCCUUUCAGUAGGAAACUCAGCUGUAUUUGGAUGCUCACGUACAGUACAAUCAUUGGGUUUACAGGGGUUGGCUCCACCUAUCCUUGCUUAUGUCGACAGAAAAGGACGUCCUUUAGGAGGAUUAGCCCUUUCGGCAUUGUUUGGUUUGCUUUGCUUCCUUGCCGCCUAUAAAGAUCAAGGAACUGUGUUCAAUUGGCUUCUAAGUGUAGCAGGACUUGCCACUAUCUUUUCCUGGUUCAACAUUGCUCUAUGCCAUUUUCGCUUUAGACAAGCAAUGUAUGCACAAGGGAGAUCGUUGGAGGAAUUAUCGUUUACUUCAAUCACGGGAAUCUUUGGCUCUAUCUACGCAAUGGGGUUCUUGCUUGUGGUGUUGGGUAUACAAUUUUGGACUGCAUUGUUCCCAAUUGGUUCUAAAAACGCAAGUGCAGAGCAUUUUUUCCAAAAUUACUUGGGAGCUGUUGUUAUAUUAGUUUUCUACGUUGGCCACAAGUUAUACACUAGAAACUGGAAAAUCUGCAAACGAUUGAAUGAAAUUGAUAUAGAUACGGGCAGAAGACAACUUGAUUUAGACUUGCUUCGUGCAGAACUCGAGGAAAAGAAAAUUUUGAACAAGCAGAAACCACUUUACAAACGAAUUUGGAAUUACUGGUUUUAA
Molecule: messenger RNA, 1704 nt
Organism: Lodderomyces orthopsilosis Co 90-125
Lineage: Eukaryota; Fungi; Ascomycota; Pichiomycetes; Serinales; Debaryomycetaceae
Gene: HIP1
Product: Hip1p
Exons: 1
Coding region: 1-1704 (567 amino acids)
Biological process (GO): amino acid transmembrane transport
Cellular component (GO): membrane
Molecular function (GO): amino acid transmembrane transporter activity
Source: RefSeq, a predicted model, not a curated record